Messenger RNA from Mesocricetus auratus (golden hamster), 2959 nucleotides. Its product is annotated as general transcription factor IIH subunit 2. Gene Ontology annotation, biological process: DNA-templated transcription; nucleotide-excision repair; regulation of transcription by RNA polymerase II. Lineage: Eukaryota; Metazoa; Chordata; Mammalia; Rodentia; Cricetidae. Bases 147 to 1370 code for a protein of 407 amino acids. Gene Ontology annotation, cellular component: transcription factor TFIIH core complex; transcription factor TFIIH holo complex. The record is from RefSeq and is a predicted model, not a curated record. Gene Ontology annotation, molecular function: zinc ion binding. The transcript has 17 exons.
CUCUGCCUGACGGCACUUCCGGCGAGGGUCGUCUGCUCUGCUCCCGGGCGUCCGCGGCUGGAGGCCUGCGCGGCGACGAGGGUUUGGAGGACAGGAGGGACCUGGAGGAGAGGCCGAGUUGAAUAGGUAUAUAUCAAUAUAAAAACAUGGAUGAAGAACCUGAAAGAACUAAGCGGUGGGAAGGAGGCUACGAGAGAACAUGGGAAAUUCUUAAAGAAGAUGAAACUGGAUCACUUAAAGCUACGAUAGAAGAUAUUCUCUUCAAGGCAAAGAGAAAAAGAGUGUUUGAGCACCAUGGACAAGUCCGACUUGGAAUGAUGCGCCACCUUUAUGUGGUAGUAGAUGGUUCGAGAACAAUGGAGGAUCAAGACUUAAAGCCCAAUAGGCUGACUUGUACUUUGAAGUUGUUGGAAUAUUUUGUAGAAGAAUAUUUUGAUCAAAAUCCUAUCAGUCAGAUUGGAAUAAUUGUGACUAAGAGUAAAAGAGCUGAAAAACUGACUGAACUCUCAGGAAACCCAAGGAAACACAUAACAUCUUUGAAGAAAGCUGUAGAUAUUACCUGCAAUGGAGAACCAUCUCUCUAUAAUUCCUUAAGCAUGGCUAUGCAAACCCUAAAACACAUGCCUGGACAUACAAGUAGAGAAGUACUAAUCAUCUUUAGUAGCCUGACAACCUGUGAUCCGUCUAAUAUUUAUGACCUCAUCAAGACCUUGAAGGCAGCUAAAAUCAGAGUGUCUGUUAUUGGAUUGUCUGCAGAGGUUCGAGUUUGCACUGUACUUGCUCGUGAAACUGGUGGCACAUACCAUGUUAUUUUAGAUGAAACCCAUUACAAAGAGUUGUUAACACAUCAUGUUAGCCCUCCUCCUGCCAGCUCAAGCUCCGAAUGCUCACUCAUUCGUAUGGGAUUCCCUCAGCACACCAUUGCUUCUUUGUCUGAUCAGGAUGCGAAACCAUCCUUCAGCAUGGCGCAUUUGGAUAAUAGCACUGAGCCAGGACUUACACUGGGAGGCUAUUUCUGCCCACAGUGUCGAGCAAAGUACUGUGAGCUUCCUGUUGAAUGUAAAAUAUGUGGUCUUACUUUGGUGUCUGCACCUCACUUGGCACGAUCUUACCAUCAUUUAUUUCCUUUGGAUGCUUUUCAAGAAAUUUCUCUAGAAGAAUAUAAAGGAGAAAGAUUUUGUUAUGGAUGUCAGGGGGAAUUGAAAGACCAGCAUGUCUAUGUUUGCACAGUAUGCCAAAAUGUUUUCUGUGUGGACUGUGAUGUUUUUGUUCAUGACUGUCUCCACUGUUGUCCUGGCUGUAUUCACAAGAUCCCAACUCCUGCAGGUAACCUGGUAACUGUCUUUUCUUCUUGUCAAAAGAGCUGUUAGUGACUUGUAAGACGUGCCUCUAGCACUAUCAGUGUAUUCUUUAUCCUGUACUCCUGCCAUGCUUAGAAGAAAGGCCUUGAAUGUCUCCUCUUGAAGUCAUUAGAGCUGGACAUGGAGAUCCCAGCUCUCGGGAGGCAGAGGCAGGAGGAUCUCUGAGUUUGAGGCCAGUCUGGUCUACAGAGCGAGUUCCAGGACAACCAGGGCUGUUACAUAGAGAAACCUGUAUCAAAAAACAAAACAAAACAACGAAGAAGGAGGAGGAGGAGGAGAAGCAGAAGAAGAAAAAGCAGAAGAAGAAGGAGGAGGAUGAGGAGGAAGAAAGAAAGAAAGAAAGAGAAAGAAAGAAACCAACCACACUCUUUUAGAGACUAUGGCAGCUAGUUUUUGUUUAGUUUUUUUUUUUCUUAAUUUAUUCUUCUCUUAUACAUUAUAUCCUGACAGCAGUUUUCCUUCCCUCUACUCUGCCCAGUUCUCCUCUCCCCCAGAUCACUCCUCCUUGGUUUCCCUUCAGAAAAGAGCAGGCCUCCCCGGGACAUCAACUGAACGACAAACCAAUUUACAGUAAGACUGGACACAAACCCUCAUGUCAAGGCUGGACAAGGCAACCCAAUAGGAAGACAAAGGUCCCAAGAGCAGGCCAAAGAGUCAGAGACACCUCCACUUGCACUAUUGGAAGUCCCUGAGAAUCCAUUGAGUUUGAGGCCACACUGGUCUACAAAGUGAGUUCUAGGGCAGCUGGUGUUAUUACACAGAGAAACCCUUUCUCAAAAAACCUUAAAAAACAAAACAAAAGCAAAAACUAGGAAAUGAGAGAUAUUUAUGUAUUCACCCCCCCCCCAAAGAAAUACUCAUUUCUGAAAACAGUGUGGAGGUGCAACUCUUUAAUCCCAGCCCUUGGAAGCAGAGACAGACAGAUCUUUAUGUGCUUGAGGCCAGCCUGGUCUAUACGGUGAAUUCCAGGACAGCUAGAGAGACAAACACAAAAGAUCCAUCUCCUCCUUCUGUUAGUUCUCUCUUGGGUUCUGUCAUCUGUUUUAGCUGAGUAAGUUGUUUGAAUUAAUAUCUGAACACAGGUGGGAUUGUUUUGGGGGGGUUAUUUUAAAUAGUACUGGGCCUCAUAUAUGCUAGUCAAGAGCUCUACCAUUGACCUACAUCCUCAGCAUCCCCUCCCUUUAUUUUAAAGAGAUUCAAUAUGGACUAGGUGUGAUGGUGCACUGCCUUAAUCCCCACACUGGGAGACAGAGACAGAAGUCUGUGAAUCUCUGGGUAUUUGAGGCCAGCCUGGUUUGUAUAGCAAGUCCAGGACAGCUGCAGCUAUAUACGAGAUCCUGUUUCAAGAAAGGAAACCUCAUAGGGAAGGAGACUCAGUCAGUUUUCCUUAAGGGUGUGACCCCGGGUAGGCCGACCACACUCCAUUGGAUGUCAUCAAGAGUAUAUGGGCAGUACAAAUUCGACCUAAUGAAUUAUUUACUUCAUUUUAUGUGCAUGGAUGUUUUACCAGCAUGUAUGUCUGCACACCAUGUGUGUGCAGGACCCCAGCAACUGGAAGAAGGCAUUGGAUCCCCUGGAACUGUAGUUACAGAUUUUAG